This is a messenger RNA of Syngnathus acus (greater pipefish), 1329 nucleotides long. RefSeq names its product tropomodulin 4 (muscle) (gene tmod4). The transcript is spliced from 10 exons. Gene Ontology annotation, biological process: myofibril assembly; pointed-end actin filament capping; muscle contraction. Gene Ontology annotation, cellular component: striated muscle thin filament; myofibril. Gene Ontology annotation, molecular function: tropomyosin binding. The coding region runs from base 177 to 1199 and encodes 340 amino acids. The record is from RefSeq and is a predicted model, not a curated record. NCBI's taxonomy places the organism in Eukaryota, Metazoa, Chordata, Actinopteri, Syngnathiformes, Syngnathidae.
UGCUGACGUCACGAGAGGUGGGGUGUCUCGGAUGGUAAGGGGUCCUGGACUGGGUGUAGUUUGUGUCUCAGUGGAGGCUUGGACGCUGGGACUUGAGAACCCCGCCAUCACGGUUCACCCAUACAAGAGCGAGUGCAUGUGAGUGUGCGCCUUCCCCCCCUCCCCAAGAGUCAGUCAUGUCGGACCCCAGGGACAUCGAUGAGGACGCCAUCCUCAAGGGCCUAAGUCCCGAAGAGCUCGACCAGCUGGAUUAUGAACUGCAGGAGAUGGACCCCGAGAAUGCCUUACUGCCAGCUGGUAUGCGACAGCGUGACCAGACAAAGAAAAACCCCACCGGACCGUAUGACCGUGACGCUCUGAUGCAGCACCUGGAGAAGGUGGCCAUGGAGCACCCAGACCAGGAGGAGCUGGUGCCUUUCACUGGGGAGAAGAAAGGAAAAGCUUUUGUGGCCAAAAAGGCAGCCGAGAUUCCAGCGCACGAGCAGGUCAUCUUGGAACCCGAGCUGGAGGAAGCUCUCAGAAACGCCACCGACGCCGAAAUGUGCGACAUUGCGGCCAUCUUGGGAAUGUACACGCUGAUGAGCAACAAGCAGUACUACGACGCUCUGGGCACCACCGGAACUAUCGCCAACACCGAGGGCAUCAACAGCGUGGUGAAAGAAGACCCCUUCAAGAUCUUCCCCGACGAGCCGCCCAACCCCACCAACGUGGAGGAGACCCUGGAGAGGAUCCACAAUAACGACAGCAGCCUGACCCAAGUCAACUUUAAUAACAUCAAGGACAUUCCCAUACCGACACUGAAGGAGAUCUUCGAGGCCAUGAAGGGAAACUCUCACGUGGAGGUUCUGAGCAUCGCCGCCACUCGUAGCAACGACCCCGUGGCCUACGCAUGUGCCGAGAUGCUGCAGGAGAACACCAGCUUGCAGAGUCUUAACAUCGAGUCCAAUUUCAUCACCUCCGACGGCAUGAAGGCCGUCAUUAAGGCUAUGGCCAGUAACGCCACACUGGUGGAGCUCAAGAUCGACAACCAGCGACAGAAACUCGGCGACUCGGUUGAGAUGGAGAUCGCCGCCAUGCUGGAGAACAACUCCAGCAUGCUCAAGUUCGGCUACCAUUUCACGCAGCAAGGCCCGCGCGCCCGCGCCGCCAUGGCCAUCACGCGAAACAACGACAUGCUUCGGCAGCAGAGGCUGAGAUGAAGAUGAAGGGUAGAAGAAGUCAUCCCUUGUCACGCAGAGCAUCUUUUUUUAGGACAGGUGACAUGAUUCAUCAUCUCAUUUGGAAGGGGAGGAGCGUCUGUAAAUACUUUCAAUAAAAUAUUUAUUCAAA